UAAGGAAGUACAAGUAGACAAGGCAGUAGUAAUACCGAAAGGCGAAAAGUAAUGUUGAGAACAUUUUCAAAAAGCUUAUUUAGCAGCAGCCACCGUCUAUUCAACUUGAAACCCUUCCCAAACCCUAGAAUAAUAACAAGAAAUAUCAUAUCACACAUGACAACUGCUGCUGCUGCCAUUAACAUUAAGCGAGUCGGCACUCACAAUGGAAGUUUCCACUGCGACGAAGCCUUGGGCUGCUUCAUGAUUCGCCUUACUCAAAAGUUUUCCGAUGCUCACAUCGUCCGUACGCGUGACCCCCAGGUAUUGGAAAGUCUUGAUGCUGUUCUUGAUGUUGGUGGUGUUUAUGAUCCCAUCAAAGACCGUUACGACCAUCAUCAAAAGGGUUUUGAAGAGGUUUUAGGUCACGGGUUUAAUACUAAGCUCAGUAGUGCUGGUCUUGUUUACAAGCAUUUUGGGAAGGAAAUAAUUGCAAAGGAGCUUCAAGUUGACGAAGACCAUCCCGAUGUGUUUCGGUUGUUUCUAGCAGUUUACAAGAGCUUCAUGGAGGCGAUUGAUGCAAUUGAUAAUGGGAUAAAUCAGUAUGAUACAGAGCAGCCACCGAGAUACGUGAAUAAUACACACUUAUCUUCAAGAGUGGGUAAACUGAAUUUAGACUGGACAAAUCCUGAUCAGUCGUCUGAAAAGGAAAAUGAAGCCUUUGAACGAGCAAUGGCUCUGGCUGGCAGUGAGUUUUUGGAUUGUCUCCGCAACCUAGCCCGUUCAUGGCUACCAGCUCGAGCAAUUGUGAUUAAAUGUCUUGAAGAAAGAUUUGAUGUUGAUCCCUCUGGAGAAAUUAUGGUCUUAAAUAACUUUUGUCCUUGGAAGCUUCAUCUAUUUGAGCUCGAAGAAGAGAUGAAGAUCAGCCCACCUAUUAAAUAUGUGCUUUAUCAGGAUGAUCGAAGCAAAAGUUGGAGAGUGCAGGCAGUAGCGGUAGCACCGGAUAGAUUUGAGAAUAGAAAGGGGCUACCUAGUCAGUGGCGUGGUUUGAGAGACGAAGAACUGUCUAAGGAGUCUGGAAUUGCUGGCUGCGUUUUUGUUCAUAUGAGUGGGUUUAUUGGUGGAAAUCACACUUAUGAGGGUGCACUCGCUAUGGCUAAAGCUGCCCUUAGGCUCUGAUUACUAGAAACAAUUAAUUAUUCAGACUUUAUUUAUUUACACAUUGUUUUUCUUUUCGUUACAAUGUAAGUUAAGUACAAACUUCACUUUCUGUGAAGAUUUUUGUCUGGAUCGCUUACAGGAUUUUAGUGAGGCUGGUUUUGGUUCGCUACAUUGGGAGAAAAGGAGGAAACGCCAUCAUGAAAAUAUUAUUUUCUCAAUUAACAACAGUUAUGCAUUAACUC
Erythranthe guttata (spotted monkey flower) is the source of this 1382-nucleotide messenger RNA. Its product is annotated as Metal-dependent protein hydrolase. NCBI's taxonomy places the organism in Eukaryota, Viridiplantae, Streptophyta, Magnoliopsida, Lamiales, Phrymaceae. The record is from RefSeq and is a predicted model, not a curated record. Gene Ontology annotation, cellular component: cytoplasm; nucleus.